AGGUUAUUUCGAGUUUUCAACAAUUAUUGUUAAAUUAAUAAAGUUCGUUUCUAGUUUCAUCUCGAUAAGAGACAGUUAUAAUUUGCCAUGGAAUCAAAAUUUAACAAAGCAAACUGUAGUAAUUUGCCCAAAAUUAACGCCGUUAGCUUGACAAAUUUUUUAUAAUUAAAAACUAUUUUUGUUUAUCGAAAGUACGCAGAGUUAAAACUUGUAAGUAUUAUGUGAAGAACAAACAAAGUCAUAUUUAAUUAGCAGUUACCAGUCGAAUUUACCCACUGUAGAAUGAAAAUACUUAUUUUGAGGUUAGCGAAUACAAAGUUUCAAUAACUUUAAUUUAAUUAAGUCGUAACAUUUUAUAUGUGGUAUAUUAUGGUAGAUUUUGCAAAAUUGAUUACUUUUACUAUACAUUUAUAAACAGAUAUAUCAAUUUUUGUUUCAUACUUACAUCAAAAUGAUCUUCACAGAAAUAAUUAGUUGAUAAAGUAAAAGCAUCUUAUCUCCUUGCCAUUUUUAACCACUUUCUUCGUAUUUCUUUAUUGUUUUUAUCACAUUGGGGCACUACACAGUAUUUAUAAUACGAGGAAUUCAUUAUUUAUUGAAAAAUUGAACAAUUGACUGUCGUAAACAAACACAACUGUUAUGACAUAAGUAAAGACGCCAUGACAGUCUUGGCCUUUUUCGCGGUUAAUUCUAAUUCUGAUUGUUCGUGUAUUUGGUAACGAAAAAUUAUAAUAGAUAAUUUCUUAUCAAAAUGAACUAUACCUCUAUAAUUUUUUUUCGGAUUUAAUAAUCUUGUCUAAAAAAUUCGAUCACUUAUAAGUCUGAUAAUGUUAAUUUACAUUAAAUAAAAUGUUUAUAAGAAAUUGUAUACAUACGUUACGAGAAAUCAAAAGUAUUUCCAUAUCUGUAGUAAGUACCCGCCAUGUCGUUUAGCUUUCUUUUUCCGAUACAAUAUACCGCGUGAAUCGGUAGUCGUUAAUAGCCGAUAGAGAUUUAGAAAGGAGUUUCACUUUCUUUUUCGACGAGUAAUUGCGAGUUUAGUAAAUGUAUUUAGCGAAAAUCGGAAUGUUUUGUUCCCGGGAUAAUUCUUUUGGAAAGAAAAUUAUAAAAUAGUUAGAAUCUUUUGUGUAACCUCGUUACGACUAAUAAUUAAUAAUUCAGUGAUAUUCCACUAAUUUUUAUGAAUAUUUAACGAUGCUAUGACAUUUAUGUUUCUGUUUGCAACAUGUUAUAAUCUUCGAGUUGAGAGUGCGGUAAUAUUGUGAUUUGGAAGUUUUCAUAUGGAUACAAGUACUGAUAUGGAACCCAAAAACGUCAAAAGGAUGUUUUCCUGGCAAAAUGUAUCGUUCAGUGAAAGUGCGACAAUGGGCGAUCGGGUAGAACCACAAGCUCCAGGGCCUGAUUUAGUUGGUGUUAAUGUCGAAAGACCCCCAUUAGUGCAUCAACACUCAACAAUAUGGAAUAGGAGACAGAACGCAGUCAGUGUUCGACACGCCUACAAACACUACGGCUCCAAAAAGAAACCAAAUAAUGUACUUAGUGACUUGAACAUGACCGUUGGCAAGGGAACUAUAUAUGGUUUAUUAGGAGCAUCAGGUUGUGGUAAAACGACGCUUCUUUCCUGUAUUGUCGGACGGAGACGAUUGAAUACGGGGGAAAUUUGGGUUUUGGGAGGAAAACCAGGUACAAGAGGUUCGGGUGUACCUGGUAAACGAGUCGGAUACAUGCCACAAGAAAUCGCGCUCUACGGAGAAUUCACGAUCAAAGAAACUAUGAUGUACUUCGGAUGGAUCUUCGGUAUGGAAUCCAAGGAAAUUUAUGAAAGACUGCAGUUUCUACUCAACUUUUUGGAUUUACCUAGUCAAAAUCGGAUGGUUAAAAAUCUUAGUGGUGGUCAACAACGGAGAGUAUCAUUCGCAGUAGCUUUAAUGCACGAUCCUGAACUUUUAAUCCUUGACGAACCAACGGUAGGUGUGGAUCCUUUGCUUAGACAAAGUAUAUGGAAUCACCUUGUACAUAUUACGAAAGAUGGUAAUAAAACUGUUAUAAUUACUACACAUUAUAUAGAAGAGGCUCGACAAGCACAUACGAUUGGCCUAAUGAGAAGCGGUCGACUUUUGGCGGAAGAAUCUCCGCAAGUUUUAUUAACUAUGUAUCAAUGUACUUCAUUAGAAGAUGUAUUUUUGAAAUUGUCCAGAAAACAAGUUCAAGUAGGAGCAACGGAUAACGAAGAACAGAAUAUGGCGAAUAACAUUAGUUUGGCUACAUUAAAUUGGUCGAAAAAAGAAGCCAUAUCGGUGACUGAAGAAAGCGGUGUAGUAGGAUUGAACUUCCAUCAAAGUAAAGAAGUUUUAGUUACCGAUUCGAACGGGCACGUAGAUGGAGCGAGAACUCCCUCUGCAACUCAAGGUAUUAAAGAAGCGUGCGACGAUUGUGGACAUUGUUCCGAAUUUACGACAACCGGAAAAAUUCGAGCUCUCCUUCAGAAAAACUUUUUAAGAAUGUGGAGGAACGUAGGGGUGAUGCUGUUCAUUUUUGCCUUACCUGUGAUGCAAGUUAUUCUCUUCUGUUUGGCUAUCGGAGGAGAUCCCAAAGGACUCAAGCUAGCUAUCGUUAAUCACGAAAAGAAUUAUACUAAUUUGACCUAUCAGGAAUGUAAUUGGGAACGGAAAUGUUCAUUUUCUAAUUUAAGUUGUCGAUAUAUAGACGCAAUAAACUCAUCGACAAUAAUCAAACAAUAUUAUCGAACGCCGGAAGAAGCUAAAGAUGCCGUUAGGAUGGGGGAUGCAUGGGGAGCUUUAUACUUCACCGAGAACUUUACCGACGCUUUGGUAGCUAGAAUGGCUUUAGGAAAAGACGCCGAUGAGGAAACGUUGGACCAAAGCGAAGUCAGAGUCUGGUUGGACAUGUCUAAUCAACAAAUCGGUAUAAUUCUUCAAAGGGAUCUUCAAUUAUCAUUCCAAAAUUUCACGAAAGACAUAUUUAGAGAUUGUGAUUAUAAUGAACAAUUGGCAGAAAUACCGAUUUCGUUUAAGGAACCGAUCUACGGAUCGAAUCAACCGUCUUUUACAGAUUUCGUAGCGCCCGGUGUUAUUUUAACAAUCGUUUUCUUUUUGGCUGUGGCGUUAACGUCGUCCGCUUUGAUUAUUGAAAGAAUGGAAGGAUUAUUGGAUAGAUCGUGGGUGGCAGGUGUAACUCCAGGCGAGAUACUCUUCUCUCACGUUAUAACACAAUUCGUUGUGAUGUGCGGACAAACGGCUCUAGUUUUAAUCUUUAUGAUUCUCGUGUUCCAAGUAGAAUGUAGGGGUGAUAUUAUAACUGUAGUUUUCAUUACUAUUCUUCAAGGACUAUGCGGAAUGUGUUUCGGUUUCGUGAUAUCCGCGAUAUGUGAACUCGAACGAAACGCAAUUCAAUUAGCUUUGGGUAGUUUUUAUCCAACUUUAUUACUUAGCGGCGUCAUAUGGCCGAUAGAAGGUAUGCCUACAAUUCUCAGAUACAUAUCUACUUUUCUACCUCUGACCUUAGCUACGACGUCGUUGAGGUCUAUGAUGACAAGAGGAUGGUCCAUAGUAGAACCCGACGUAUACUACGGAUUUAUCGCUACUAUAGUUUGGAUAAUCUUAUUUUUAACGAUUAGUUUAGUUGUAUUGAGAGCGAAGAGGGGUUGAAAACGGAUUAAAUUAAGUAAAAGUGACAAAUUUUAUUCAUCAGAUAAUUCGGUAAUGAAACCAAUCACAAAAAGAUUUCUAAUUAUCCAUUUAUAACCAGUAAAACUCAAAUUUGAUCGGUUUCGAACGCUUUAUUUAUAUUAGCAACUUGCCUCUUGUUUAAAUGUUUUUAGGGUACCAUUUAAUUUUUAAUUUUUUGUAUUAUUUUUUACUUAAUGCGCACGUACCGUCUUACAAUAAAUUUAUACUGGUAUAACGAUAAAAAUACUGCUCAUAUAAUAUAAAAAUAGGAAAUUAAUUAUUUCUAAAUUAACCGAAAUGGCCAUUGCAAACGAGAAAUAUGAUAGGCAGCGAAAAAUCGGUACUUGAAUAUGAAUUUUAAGAAUCUAAUAUUUUCUGUCGUCUGAGAUUCAGGUUGUUUUUAAACUGUUGACUAUUUUUUUUUAAUAUCGAUAUAAGAUGUACGGUUUGCAUAGAUAAUACAUGUGCUCAAGUUUAAUUUACAUAUUUAAGUGGUAUUGUGAUGUAUGUUUUGUUAUAUAGUAGGUAUAAUAAAAUUUUACCCAAAAAAAUUUGUUUUAUUAU
Molecule: messenger RNA, 4253 nt
Organism: Diorhabda sublineata
Lineage: Eukaryota; Metazoa; Arthropoda; Insecta; Coleoptera; Chrysomelidae
Gene: snu
Product: ABC transporter G family member 20
Exons: 11
Coding region: 1281-3668 (795 amino acids)
Biological process (GO): transmembrane transport
Cellular component (GO): ATP-binding cassette (ABC) transporter complex; membrane
Molecular function (GO): ATP binding; ABC-type transporter activity; ATP hydrolysis activity
Source: RefSeq, a predicted model, not a curated record